Messenger RNA from Camellia sinensis, 2168 nucleotides. Lineage: Eukaryota; Viridiplantae; Streptophyta; Magnoliopsida; Ericales; Theaceae. The record is from RefSeq and is a predicted model, not a curated record.
UGGGUCCCACGCUAAAGAUAAGUUAGAGUUAGAGACCUCUAGUUGUCAUCAUGCGCUGUCUGUCUGUGUCUGUUUUCAGUAUUUAGAGAGGAGGGUAACAAAAGAGAGGGACGCAAGCAAAGCAAAGGAAAGAGUAUAGUUGAGAGAGAGAGAGAGAUGGCUGAUCCAACUCCCCUAAUUCUAUCACGAACCGAGUCAGAAACUCCGAGUGGUAUUAGGAGGGUAGAGGGUGAUGAGAAAUACAUACCCCCCUCAUCCUCCUCCUCCACCUUGGAUGAGACUAUCGAACAGUGUCUAGGAGAUUUCGGGUGGGCUCAGUUCUUUCAGGCUGCCCUCGUAUCAGUCGCGUGGGUCUUUGACGCACAACAAACCUUCGUCAGUGUGUUCACGGAUGCCCAACCAGCAUGGCACCUUACUACUACUACUGGUGGUGGUGACACGAUGAUGAUGAUCUGCCAACUUCCGAGGAAUUCAUGGGCUUGGGAUAUGCCCAUCGACACCUCCAUAAUCUCAGAGUGGUCAUUGGAGUGUGCCGGUUCGAUAAUGACAGGGCUGCCGGCGUCAUCAUUCUUCAUGGGUUGCCUUGCCGGUGGAUUCAUCCUGGCCACACUUGCAGACUCCUCAUCACUGGGUCGCAAGAACAUGCUACUCCUAUCCUGCCUCCUCAUGUCACUUGCUGGCCUCUCCACAGUGUUCUUCUCCACCAACAUCUGGAUCUACUCAGCCCUCAGAUUUGUUAGCGGCUUUGGCCGUUCCACCAUUGGAACCUGCGCUCUCGUCUUAUCCACGGAGCUCGUCGGGAAACGCUGGCGACCCCAGGUCGGUAUUAUUGGCUUCAUUUGCUUCACCCUUGGCUUUCUAUCCUUACCAGCCAUCGCUUACUUCAAUAGGGGCUCUUCAUGGAGGUUACUGUAUCUGUGGACAUGUGUUCCGGCAAUCUUCUACUGUGUCUUAUUUCAUUUCUUAGCCCUCGAGUCUCCCAGAUGGCUCUUCCUCCGAGGACGUAAACAAGAAUUCCUCGCCACGCUUAAGACUCUUGCAACCCCUGCAAAACGUAGUAGCAUGACGACGUCCAUUGAUGAUGAUGAUGAUGAUAUUGAACAAGUUCAAGUAGUAGAAGAGGAAUCAUGCAAGGACAAGGACAAGGCCAAGGACAAGGACGACGUCGUGGUGGUGGUUGGCGGCGUCUACUUGUAUUCGGCCAUGAAGAUGCUGCUGGAGAAAAGUUGGGCUUUGAAACGAUUGUUGGCAGUUAUGGUGAUUGGUUUUGGGAUCGGGAUGGUGUACUAUGGGAUGCCGCUGGGGGUGGGAAGCUUGGCUUUGAAUCUGUACCUGAGCACUACAUUUAACGCCCUGUCAGAGCUGCCUGCGUCGCUGGUCACAUUCUUACUAGUAGGGAGACUGAACAGGAAAGGCUCCCUAUUAGGGUUCACCACGUUGAGCGGCAUGUGUAGCGUGAUGUGCUCGUUCUUGGUAGUGGUCAUGAGGAGCAGCGAUGAUGAUUAUAAUAAUAAUAAUAAUGGACAGGGACAGGGACAGGGACAGGGAGACAAGAUGAUGACGUCCUCGUGGUGUUGGUGGUGGAGGGGGUUUCAGAUUGGGUUGGAGAUGAUAUCAUUCUUCAGUGCGUGCACUGCGUUUAACGUGCUGCUGAUUUACACGAUAGAGUUGUUUCCGACGUGCGUGAGAAACUCGGCCAUGUCUAUGGUGAGGCAGGCACUGGUUUUGGGUGGGGUGUUCAGCCCUGUUUUGGUCGCAGCUGGAAGGAAUAAUUCAGGAUUGCUGUCAUAUGGGGUGUUUGGGGUGACGAUUGGGUUAUGCGGGUUAUUCGUCACAUUUCUGCCGGAGACAAGGGGCCACACCAUUUGUGAUACAAUGGAUGAAGAGGAGCCACAAACUUAAAAAAGAGAGAGAGCGCAAGAGCAAGAGCAAGAGCAAGAGCAAGAGCAAGCAUCUACCAGCUGUCCUACUUCAAGCAAUUGAGAUUGUCUUUUGUCGUACGUGGUGAUUUUUUCUUUUUUUCUUUUUUAAAAGAACCAAGGUCUCGUUAAGCAGGCCUGUCAAUUAUUAAAGCCAAUAAAUGUUAGGUAGAUAUAUCUUUUAUGAAAAUUCUUCUUUUAAUUAGUUUGUAAUGUUUUGUUAUAUAUUAUGUAAUCAUCUUUAAUUUA